Molecule: messenger RNA, 1512 nt
Organism: Cajanus cajan (pigeon pea)
Lineage: Eukaryota; Viridiplantae; Streptophyta; Magnoliopsida; Fabales; Fabaceae
Source: RefSeq, a predicted model, not a curated record
AUGCAGUCCUCACUCCUUGACCAUUGGAAAUAUCUGCCGUUGGACAAGUAUGAUGGAACGACCGAUCCAAAUGAGCACGUGGACGUGUUCCUAACCCAAGUCACUCUCAACACCACAGAUGAUGCGGCACUCUGCCGAAUCUUCCCGACAUCGCUAAAAGGACGUGCGCUGAGCUGGUUAACUCAACUCCCUGCUAACUUGAUCGACUCGUUCAACACGUUAGCCUCCCAGUUCACUAUCCAAUUUGCUACGAGCCGACCCCACCAGUUGACUUCUUUGGCAUUAAUCAGCAUCCGUCAGGAGAAAAAGGAAUCCCUUCGGACGUUUAUGAGCCGGUUCAACAAGGCGGCGCUUGAAAUUCGGGACUUGAAUCCUGCUAUAACCUUACACCAUCUCACCACUGCCUUGAAGCCAGGGCCCUUUGCCAAUAGCAUUUGUAAGAAACCACCCACUGACAUGGAUGAUUUGCGUCGACGAGCCGACAAGUACAUGCAAAUGGAGGAAUUAGCUAAGUUCCGUAACCAGGCUAGGGCGGGGGUGAUGGCUAAAUCUAAAAAGCCGGCUGAGAGUAGUUUUCGGAGUCGUCCGAAAGAACUGGUCCCCCGCGAGAAGCCCCCUCGCGGGCCGAGGUACUCGCAGUACACGCCGCUUAAUACUAGUAGAUCGACCAUACUAGAGCAAGCGCUUGCCUCAGAGGAUAAGAUCGAGGAUUUAAUCAAGCAGGGGCAACUGCAAGGUUUUGUGAACCGACAGAGCUCAUCCCGAUACACCGAUCAGUCCCGCCGACAUGAUCAACCUAAACAAAGAACAGAAUCACGCUCAUACAGCGAACGCAAUCGGUCCAGGGAUCGAAGAGCGGAGGAACCUUCUACACAACCUCGGCAAGUCAUCAACACCAUAGCUGGUGGAUUCGUUGGCGAUGGCUCCUCCUCGUCGGCACAACAGAGGCACUUGCGUGCUGUUCGGCAUGUACACGCAGUAGAAAAAGUCCAUCGCCGUUUACCAAGUAUAACCUUCACUGAGGCCGAUUUCAAAGGCAUCGACCCGGACCAAGACGAUCUGAUGUUAGGCAUCCCCAAAACUGAACUAGUUCCCUACGAUGAGCCUUUGGUGGGAUUCUCGGGCGAGAGAGUUAAGACGAAGGGUUAUAUCAAGCUGUCGACCCGGUUUGGGUUUGAAGGAGCCGAAUACCGAGACAUGUCGGUUAAGUAUGUGGUGGUUCACGCCAACACGUCCUACAACAUUUUGCUCGGUAGGCCAUCCUUGAAUUGGCUCGGUGCAAUCAUCUCCACUCCACACUUAGCUAUGAAGUUCCUAGCCAACUCAGGACGAAUAAUCACUGUCCAUGCCAUUCAAAAAACCGCACGCGAGUGCUACUUUGCUAGCUUGCGGUUACCAACGACGAACAGAGAAAUCCCUAAAGAGCCGAGACGCAUCCACUCGGUGUCACAGCAAUCGGCCAUAGACCUUGACCCCCAGAUCGAUCAGGACGAGAGAGUUGAACCCAUCUAA